Messenger RNA from Cajanus cajan (pigeon pea), 1763 nucleotides. Its product is annotated as protein NETWORKED 4A. Gene Ontology annotation, cellular component: vacuolar membrane. The record is from RefSeq and is a predicted model, not a curated record. NCBI's taxonomy places the organism in Eukaryota, Viridiplantae, Streptophyta, Magnoliopsida, Fabales, Fabaceae. Gene Ontology annotation, molecular function: actin binding.
UUAUAUCUUGUCUCAUUACUCUCCCACAAAACAAAACCAUACUUCGAAAAACGAUUUCACCGUUCCCAACUUUGCAACAGUUGGGAAGGGUGGAACGGUGGUUAAUUCAAGAUUCAAUCUCAUUUCUUAUCUUUUUUAUUAUUCUCCUGAGAACCUGAAUUCUCAAAGCAUCCUAUAUAUGACUUUGAAGAAAAUGACAAAAAGAUCUUUAACCUCAGAGAUGGAACGCAACGUGAAGCAAAUGCUGAAGCUGAUUGAAGAGGGUGGUGACUCGUUUGCGCAAAAGGCUGAGAUGUAUUACCAGAAGAGGCCAGAGUUGAUUUCCCUCGUUGAAGAGUUCUACCGUGGCUACAAAUCUUUGGUUGAACGCAUUGAUCACAACAACAACACACCGUGUGAUGUUCUAUCGCUAGCUUCGUGUGUUUCUGACAAUGGUUCUGAGCCACCCUCUCACAUGCCUUCUCCUAGAAAGAUGGGGCGUCGCAUAUGCACCAACCGUGCUGCGGGGUUUGAUGUUUUUCUUGGAUCUGGCGGGAACGUGCAAGGCUUUGAUGCAUGUCAGAAAGAUGGAGAUGGAUCUUCCACCACUUUGACGGAAUCUGAUGAGGAUUAUGAUGAUGCUUCGUCUAUUAAUAGUUUGCCAGGUUUCUUUGGGAGUGGAAAUGAUCAAAAUAAUAUUCACAGAAGGGUGAUGGAUUUGGAGACUGAGCUAGCUGAGGGGAAAGAGAAUAAUGGUGAAGAUUUACGUGGCAAGAUUAUUGCGUAUGAGCAAGAGUUGAGGAAUGUGAAUGAGAAGUUGAGGCUUUCAGAAGGGGAGAUUUCUAGGCUGAGGAUUGAGCUUGAAAAAUAUAGGUCAAUGGAAUCAGAAAAUUUGAAGGGUGGUGAUGGGUUAUCUUCAAUUGGAGAAGGGAUGAGGAUGGGAGGAGAUGCCUUGGAGUUGAAGAAACUUGAGGAGGAGCUGAGGUUGACAAAAGAAAAGCUUGAGUCUUCAGAAGUGCAAAUUGUUUCAUUGAAAUUUGGGGCUACUAAAUCGUUUGAGACAAUUCAGCAAUUGCAGGAACAGCUUGACUUGGCUCAGAAGGACAUUGCUAGUUGGAAAAACAAACUCAACACUCAGAAAAGAGAGAACUCUAAACUCCAAGAAAGGCUUGCGAAGAUGAGGAAUAGUAUAGCAGAAAGGGAUCAAGAGAUUAGGAACUUGAAGACUUCUUUAUCUGAUGUUGAACAGAAAAUCUUCUUUGAGAGGGCAAAUAUGAAGUCUGAAAUGACCAAGUUGAUGGGGGGACAGACUCUUUGGGAGAAGAAGAAAGAGUUGGAAUGUCAAUGCCAAUCAUCUCAAGAGGAGAUCAGAAAUAUCCACUCUGAAAAAGUAGAGAUGGAAGGGAGACUCAAAGGUAAAAUUGACAAGUUAAAGGAAGACAUUGAGGAAAAGAAGAGAAAUAUAGAAAAUGUGAAUGUAAGACUUGGUGUUUUGAAAUUAGAGAGAGAUAAUCUCAAUGCAGAAAUUGAUUCACUUAAGGAAGUGAUAAAUUUGAGAGAUAAUGAGAUUGAAAAGCAAAGGGUUGUGAUCUUAGAAAGUGCUGAAGAGAAACGUGAGGCCAUAAGGCAGCUAUGCUUCUCACUUGAGCAUUACAGAAACGGGUAUAAACAACUUCGGCAGGCAUUCAUAUGGCAGAAGAGUGUUCUUCUUUUGGCCAACUAAUAAAUAUAUCAGCAUGGCUUGCAUGUCAACUUGUACAAUUUUUUUCUUUUUAUCCUUACUA